CUCGUCCAAUCACAAACAAGCUCACGCAAACGGCUUUAUUUAAGUUUACCUGCACGGAAAGCGUGACACAGGGUCACGUGGAGAGGACAGUUUGGUGCAGUGUGUGUUGGUUGAAUCUGUCAGCAGAAUUCCAACUGCACUGUGGAAUAACACACUCCUUGGAAAACUGUAAAUGUCUCUGUUGGAGGACAUUGUUGAUCUACUGCGAUGUGUCCUGGAAUACUUUGGAGUGCCAGCUGACAUGCUUGUUCCAGUAUGGGACAGUACCCUGUGUGGGCAGUACCGGAGCGUAGUCCGUAUGAUUGGCACAAACCUACCUCUCUCUCCGUACCCCCGAGUGCGGUUUCAGAUUCCUCUGCAAACACUCAGUAGACAUUGCCAUAUUGAUGUCUCAGUGGACACACCAGGUAUUCCUACAUUAGCUGAUGUGUUGUGGCUGGUGGAAGAUGAAGGAGACAGCCAAACUAAGUUCAGGAAUGUCAUCCCUGUGAGGAAACACUGUGUACAGCAAGGUUUCGAGAUUGCCUCAGUAGCGUCUGUACGCCCAAAGUCCGUGUCUGUGCAUGCUCAUAGAGAAGGCGGGUUGUCAGGGCAGGGCACCCAGCCAAACGCCCUGCAGAAGAUAUCUGCUCUGGAAGAGGAACUCCAAAGACUACGAGCACAGAUUGCUAUGAUAGUCACAGCUCCAGCAGGUGAUCCCGGCACUCCAUGUUCUACUCUACGAACUCCUGUCCUCACUUCCACUCCUAUCUGUUUUCCUCCCCCUCCACCACCUCCUCCUCCUGCUGUGGGCAGCUCCAUGGAUGUGUCACUGACAGAGGUGAUUCGACAGAGACAGGCAGCAAAGAGAGAAAAGACUGCACAGUGUGAGCCCUCGGUGGGUUCAGCACCUGCUGCUCUGCCCUCCAUGCUAGAUGUGCUGAGAGACCUGAGUCAAGUCAAACUGCGUUCUGUGGAGAGGUCUCCAGGUGGAACUCCGGUAAAGAGACGGAGAAGUAAAGGCAUCGCAUGUUCUUCUGACCCAGCAGCUCUUAUUGCUGAAGCAUUGAAACUAAAGUUUGCACACAGACUGAGAGACGAUUCGUUUGGUAAAGAGAACCGCUCCUCUGAACCCUCUCCAUUCAGCAGCCCAGACACACCCAGAAUCUUCCAUCACACCAGACGCAGCCAGGGACGUAUUCACCUUUGACCUUGACCUUAAAGGCUACAAGGGAAAAGUUGUGUUCAUGGACUGAUUUCUAUGCUGGUUGCACACUCUUUCUCUCUCCCAUUUCUCUCUAAAUUUAUACCAUAGGCUUCUCUCAGAUUUUUGUGCUGGCAUCAUCAUUUCUGUACAUUUUGAUUCUUAUUUUUUUUUUGUGUGUGUGUGUAAAGAUUCUUUGAUAAGGACUUGUUAAUUGUGAAAGGCUAAAAAGUUAUGCAAUUAUGAGUAGUGAUACUUGUGAUGGCAGUUUCUUUCAGAAUAUGCCAGGACUAUGUAAUGUCUCUUAACUUUUAGUUUUUAUACACUGCUGUCUUCAUAUGAAUGUUGAGACCUAGUUGGAUUAACAAAGGUUCUCUAAACUUUAACGUUUAAGAUCAGAAAAAUGGUAUUUGUUCUACUCUUAAUUUAUAAAUCCAUGUUUUGCUGUACUUUCAUCCUCUUCUAAAAUGUACUAAUGCAGUUUGCUCUCAAAAGCAAUAAACAAGCUCUAAGCUUUUGAAAUGUGUUGU
This is a messenger RNA of Xyrauchen texanus (razorback sucker), 1713 nucleotides long. RefSeq names its product mitochondrial fission regulator 2-like. The transcript has 8 exons. Gene Ontology annotation, biological process: aerobic respiration; mitochondrial fission. Gene Ontology annotation, cellular component: mitochondrion. Bases 173 to 1189 code for a protein of 338 amino acids. NCBI's taxonomy places the organism in Eukaryota, Metazoa, Chordata, Actinopteri, Cypriniformes, Catostomidae. The record is from RefSeq and is a predicted model, not a curated record.